Molecule: messenger RNA, 1983 nt
Organism: Bubalus bubalis (water buffalo)
Lineage: Eukaryota; Metazoa; Chordata; Mammalia; Artiodactyla; Bovidae
Gene: SOSTDC1
Product: sclerostin domain containing 1
Exons: 2
Coding region: 361-981 (206 amino acids)
Biological process (GO): negative regulation of Wnt signaling pathway; negative regulation of BMP signaling pathway
Molecular function (GO): BMP binding
Source: RefSeq, a predicted model, not a curated record
CAGAGAGAGAGAAGAGAGAGAGCGAGAGGGGCUGUAGUUGCUAUAGAAUGCGCCUGGCUGCUUCAGCUCUCAGACAACUGAUGAAGUCCAACUCUGAAAUUUCAGGCAAUUUGGAUACCAAGCUCCUCCUUUUCUGUAGUCUUCUCUUCCAUUGGUAAAAUUCUUUCGCAGGGUCAUGUAGGGAUCCCACCCCUUCUCCGUGUUUUCACUCUGUAGCGCUACACAACUUUACACCUGAAUGAACGCCAAACCUCAGUGGAUAUAUAAAGGGAACCUUGAGGAGGAAUUUCACAGUUACAGUGCAGAAGCAGAGGGAAAGGAAUUAACCAGCUCUCCAGCCAAGCAAAUCCUCUACUCACCAUGCUUCCUCCUGCCAUUCAUUUCUCUCUCAUUCCCCUUGCAUGCAUCCUAAUGAAAAGCUGUUUGGCUUUUAAAAAUGAUGCCACAGAAAUCCUUUAUUCACAUGUGGUUAAACCUGUUCCAGCACACCCCAGCAGCAACAGCACAAUGAAUCAAGCCAGAAAUGGAGGCAGGCAUUUCAGUAACGCUGGACUGGAUCGGAACACUCGAGUUCAAGUAGGCUGCCGAGAACUGCGUUCCACCAAAUACAUCUCGGACGGCCAGUGCACCAGCAUUAGCCCUCUGAAAGAGUUGGUGUGUGCUGGCGAGUGCUUGCCCCUGCCUGUGCUGCCUAACUGGAUCGGAGGGGGCUACGGAACAAAGUACUGGAGCCGGAGGAGCUCCCAGGAGUGGAGGUGUGUCAAUGACAAAACGCGUACCCAGCGAAUCCAGCUGCAGUGCCAGGACGGCAGCACGCGCACCUACAAAAUAACCGUGGUCACUGCCUGCAAGUGCAAGAGGUACACGCGGCAGCACAACGAGUCCAGUCACAACUUCGAGAGCCUGUCGCCUGCCAAGCCAGCCCAGCAUCAGCGAGAGCGCAAGAGAGCUGGCAAACCCAGCAAGCACAGCAUGAGUUAGAAUCCAGACCUCCAAACUGGACUGACUAGGAACCAUCUGCUUUACAGAUUUGAUUGCUUGGACGACUCGAGCCUGCCACUGCUAUUUUCUUACAUGAAAAUAUAUGCUUUCUGCUUUGAUCAAACUCAGCCAGCUGUCCUGAGUAUCAGGAGCUUCUUGGGAGAUAGAUUUUUCAAGUUUUUCAAGAUGUAUGAGUAUCCAUGGAUGCGAUUUGCCUUUAAAUUCCACGCAUCCUGUAGUAUUAAUUCCCCAUGGUUCUUGAAAGAUGGGUGAUACUAUACCCAUCAUUGAAUCUUCACUUUUUAACAUGGAAAAGGGCUUCUCAGUAACCCUUCAUUUCCCAAACCAUCCUCUCCACCCCACACCCAACAAAACUUCUUCAAAAUUGAAAAAUUUUUUAAAGGGUUGUUGCCAUGAAUCUUCAGGUUAACAGUUCAGAAGGGUGUUUUUUUGGUAAUCUUCAUGGAAACAGUUUAGCUGCCAAGAGUGAUCUCCCUUUGAAAGAGUGAAAGACCUUGUGACAUUUCACUUCAAAAAUAAGCCCUGUAGCUUUUUACAGUCUCAUAGUAUGAAAUUAUACCCUGCAUGCUGACCCUUGCUUGGAAUGGAAUGCCAGAAAUGCAUGGCAGCAGCUAAUAAGUAAAGCUGAUUAUUUAUUUGUCAAUGUUAUUAUUUAAUGAGCUUUCACAAGUGAUUGUUUUCAAAAUGUUAAUUUUUUAUGUUUCGAAGUUUUUUCAUGUACCUAAAUAUUUUCCUGUAUAAUUUGUGGUUGAUCUAGAAGUAUGACAAUACAUAUUGUAGAUAUGUAAAAUAAAUAUUUUAGUCUCCUUGUUACAUAUAUGUUUCAUCAUGAACUUUAUCAAUAGUAUAGAUCUUUAAAAAUCAAUAAGAUGCUUUGUAAAGAUGAAAUAGGUAACAGUUUCCUAUUUAAUCUGUGCAAUCAGAAGGUGACUUGACCUUCAAUGAGUUUCUUUUAACAAAAAUAAACACGGCUAAACGUUA